UGGUUGAUCGGCUUUUCCUGUGACACAUCCGGUUCGCCCUUUUCAGGAGCAUUUUGCUUAUGGUCUUGCUUUUCUUCUCCCGAGGCUACAAAAACGACUCAGCCUCGCACGGAACGACGGAACCAGAACAGUCUUUCAGACACAUGAAAAGAUCCAUUAUGAAUUUCUUACUGGAAACAAUCCAAGUCUUCCUGCUGUCCAUCUGGUACAAUGUGGAAUCUUUCAUCCACCUCUUUGUACCCAAGAAGAAGAAGAACAUUGCUGGUGAGGUGGUGCUGAUAACGGGGGCAGGUAGCGGGAUUGGUCGCCUUAUGGCUCAGGAGUUUGCAGCUCUUGACACUGUGCUGGUACUGUGGGAUAUUAACCAGGAGGGCUUGAAGGAAACAACUAGACUGGCCAAACAAGGCGGGGCUAGCAGAGUCCACUACUAUCUGUGUGACUGCAGCGACAAGAGCGAAGUUUACAGAGUCGCUGACCAGGUGAAGCGAGAGGUGGGUGAUGUCAGCAUUCUGGUAAACAACGCUGGGAUCGUGACUGGAAAGAAAUUCAUGGAUGCUCCGGAUUCCCUGAUUGAGAAGACAGUGGAGGUCAACACUAUGGCUCACUUUUGGACCUACAAGGCCUUCCUUCCUGCCAUGAUAGCCAACAAUCAUGGCCAUCUUGUCAGCAUUGCCAGUACUGCUGGACUCAUUGGAGUCAAUGGAUUGGCAGACUACUGUGCCAGUAAAUUUGCAGCAGUAGGUUUUGCAGAAUCAGUGGGCCUGGAGCUGCUGGCAACAGGGAAAGAUGGCGUCAAGACGACUAUUGUGUGCCCAUACUUCAUCAACACUGGAAUGUUUGAUGGAUGUCAAACUAAGUGGCCACGACUGCUGCCAAUCCUGAAUCCAGACUAUGUAGCCAAGAAGAUCAUCCAUGCUGUGCUCACAGACCAGGUCUACCUGCUGCUGCCCAAGAGCAUGUACCUCAUCGCUGCACUCAAAAACAUCCUCUCCAUGAAGCAGGCCAUUCUGCUGGGCCAGUAUCUGGGAGCAUUCAAUCUUAUGGACACGUUCAGGGGGCGCUUCAGAAAACAGGAGUGAAUGAAGAGAUAGAAGAAUAAGAAAUGACGGAUGACAUUUAUUAAAGCCAUCCGCAUCAGUACCUAUUUCCUUUUUAAUCUUCCUAGUGUAUUGGUAUAAUAAUAAAGUGGGGCAGCAGCGACAGACUUUAAUGCCUCCCUCAUUUCAGUUCACACUUGAAUACAAAUACUGAGCUGACAUUUGUCUUAUAAUAUUAAUAUCCUUAUCGCAUUUGUUUUUAAGUUACAUUAUCAUUAGUGAAAAUUAAAUAUGAUCUCAUUAAUAAUUUGUGGUUGAAGAGAAAAUUUAUUUUAGAUUAGCAGGCAAUAGGACUCCUGAUGAAUUAUGAAAUACCCAAUGUGCUCUCUGUACAUUGUGAAAAUUGUGUCAGCUAUGUCAUCUGUCCUUAAACAACAAAUACCAGAUCAUCAACAAACCCAAAAUGCCAUAACUCCCAUUACUUCAAAACAGAUGCUCAUACUCAGAAACACCCUUCUACCCUUCUAAAAGAUACCUCAAUUUAAAUAGUUUUGUAGCCAGUGGUCCAGACGUUUCAGACCUUUUGUGUGUUUUUGAAUUGAAUUUCCAUCUUGUUGUGAGUUUGAAAGGUUGAUUGAUGUAGGCCAUCUUUAUUCACAAGCAGCAAAUAUGGCAGAUGUGGCUCCAGAAGGUAGAGCUGGUCAUCCAUAAUUCCAUUUUGAUAGUUCAGUUCCCAGCUACUCCCACUAAUGUGUCCUUGAGCAAGAUGGGCAAGCCAGCGCCUUGCAAACAAAUGUGUUAGUGUGUGGGUAAACAAGAACCAAAAUUAAAAAGUCCUUUUUCUGUUAAUAUAGAAGAAAGUCAUUGCAUUUAUUGACUGGUAAAACAGUAGCUGUAAUUAGCUAUCAACAUACUAGGUACAUAACAAAUUUGUGAUUGCCUGAAUUUGCACUGGAUAGCUCUACAUAUGUAUACACCUACAGUGCAUCCAGAAAGUAUUCACACCGCUUUGCUUUUUGCAUAUUUUGUUAUGUUACAGUCUCAUUCCAAAUUUGAUUAAAUUCAUUUUUUCCCUCAAAAUUCUACACAAAAUACCCCAUAAACAUGUUUGCUUGACUUUUUCGCAAAUUUAUUAAAAAUGAAAGAAACAAACAUAUAACAUGUACAUAAGUAUUUGUUUUUUUCUUUGUUGAAGCCCCUUUGGCAGCAAUUACAGCCUCAAGUAUUUUUGAGUAUGAUCCUACAAGCUUGGCACUCCUAUUUUUGGACAGUUUCUCCCACUCUUCAGUACAGAACCUCUCAAACUCCCUCAGGUUGUAUGGGGAGCGUCGGUACAUGGCCAUUUUCAGAUCUCUCCAGAGAUGCUCAAGUCUGGGCUCUCGCUGAGCCACUUGAGGACAUUCACAGAAUUGUCCUGAAGCCUGGUUACCUCCAGACAUGACGCUUACUUCUUGAAGGUUCUCCCCUCUCCAUAGAGCAACGAUGGAGCUCUGUCUGAGUGACCACUGGGUUCUUGGUCACCUCCAUGACUAAGGCCCUUCUACCUCAAGCGCUCAGUUUAGUUGGGUGGCCAGCUCUUGGAAGAGUCUUGGUGGUUCCAAACUUCUUCCACUUACGGACUAUGGAGGCUGCUGUGCUCUUUGGGACCUUUAAUGCAGCAGAAAUCUUUCUGUACCUUUCCCCAGAUCUGUGCCUCGACACAAUCCUGUCUUAGAGAUCUAUAGACAAUUCCUUUGACUUCAUGGCUUGGUUUGUGCUCUGACGUGUACUGUCAACUGUGAGGGCUUAUAUAGCUAGGUGUGUGCCUUUUCGGAUCAUGCCCAAUCAGCUGAAUUUACCACAGGUGGACUCAACUCAAGUUGUAGUAACCUCUUAAGGAUGAUUAAUGGAAACAGGAUGCACCUGAGCUCCAUUUUGAGUGUCAUGGCAAGGGUGUGAAUACUUGUUUUUAAUUUUUAAUACAUUUGCAAAAAAUUCAAGCAAACUUGUUUCACUUUUUCAUUUUGAAGUACUUUGUGUAGAAUCUUGAGGGAGAAAUUAAAUUUAAUCCAUUUUGGAAUGAGACAAAAUGUGAAAAAAGCGAAGCGGUGUGAAUCCCGAUGCACUGUAGGGUUUUCAUUGAUUAUACAUGAAAUCAUGUUGCCUCCAAAAUAAACUUUUAUGUACAAUCUGAAAACACCUUGGUACUUGUAUGUACUUGAGGUAAUCUAGUUGAUGCUAAUUUGAAAAGCUUAAAAAUUGUUUACUCAACAGUUUACUCACAGCUGUGCUUUAACAUUACUUAAAUGCCUGCUGUUUUACCAUUUGACCACAAAGCCACAGGGAGCUUGUACAUUACAAUGUAGGUGCCACUUGCCAUAUUCAGCAGGUUGACAGAAAAGUUAAGGUGAUCAUUUCACGUCAUGAAGCAUUCUCAAAACUCAGGUAUAAUGUAAGUAAUUUUUUAAGUUGUGGGUGUAUAUUUUGAAGUCUAAUUAUUUUCAUGUUUAUGGUUCUAUCAUGACAUCUAAUAAGCAUUUACUACCAUCUGUAUGCUUAUAAAUGUUCUUGAUAACUAAGUCUGUAAUGAUCAUGUUAUAUACCAGUCAACCAUAACAUUAUAACCAUCUGCCUAAUAUUCAGCAGGUCCCCCUUUUGCUGCCAAAACAGCCUGGACCUGUUGAGUCAUGCACUCCGCUAGACUUCAGAAUGCUACGGUAUCUGGGCCCAAGCUGUCAGUAGCAUAUCCUUUAAGUCCUAUAAGUUGAGAGGUGGGACCUCCUUGGAGCUGACUUUUUUUCCCAGCACAUCCCACAGUUGCUUGAUUGGACUGAGAUUCGGACGCCAAGUGAGCACCUCAAACUUGUUGGUGUGUUCAUGAGACCGUUCUUGCUGUGUGACAGGGUACAUUAUACUGCUGACAGAGGCCCCCACCAACAGGAUACAGUUUCCAUGAAGGGGUGUACUUGGUCAGGAACAAUGUUUAGGUAGGUGGUGCAUGUCAAAGUAAGAUCCACACGAUUGGCAAGACCCAAGGUUUCCCACCAGACACACGCCCCUGUUCAUCACAACAAUGGAAAAGAAAAUGUAAUUGUUUAGACCAGGCCACCUUCUUCCAAUGCUCUGAGGUCCACUUCUGAUGCUAACCUGCAUACCGUAGGCGCUUUUGAGGGUGGACACAGGUUGCAUGGGCAUCUGACUGGCCUAUGGCUUUGCAGCCCCAUAUGAACUGUGAUGCACUGUGUGUUUCUGUCAGAACAAACAUGAAUUUUUCGAGCAGUUUGAGAUACAGUAGCUUCUGUUGGAUCAGAUAACACAGAGAGAUCACAAGAGAUUCUCACACUGUCAGUGGUCAUAAUGUCAUGGCUGACUGGUGUAUGUCUGUAUAUCUAUCAAGGACCUAGCUUUUUGUUAUAACUGUGAUGUGAUAUAUAUAUAUAUAUAAUUAAAACUGAUAGCCAACAUGUAUAGGAAUGUAGAGAUUAUUUUAUUGCAUCUUAAGGUACAUUUCAGCACGUUCAUGUUUUCAGAGCUUUCUCAUAGUAUUUGAAUGUAAACAGCCUGGAAUUUUAAUUUAAUAUUGAAAAUUCUGAUAAAUACAUUUUACUAAUUCAAUUUUCUGUGUGUUGUGUAUUGCAAAUCUUGUUCAGCUUGUGACCUUUGUGUGUUACCUAUGCAACCCUGACUCCACAAACAUAAAACAUAAAUAAAAACAGUGCGGUAAUUUCCAAACAAA
This is a messenger RNA of Scatophagus argus, 4752 nucleotides long. Its product is annotated as epidermal retinol dehydrogenase 2-like. Bases 60 to 1079 code for a protein of 339 amino acids. The record is from RefSeq and is a predicted model, not a curated record. Lineage: Eukaryota; Metazoa; Chordata; Actinopteri; Scatophagidae. The transcript has 7 exons. Gene Ontology annotation, molecular function: oxidoreductase activity, acting on the CH-OH group of donors, NAD or NADP as acceptor. Gene Ontology annotation, cellular component: lipid droplet.